Chelmon rostratus (copperband butterflyfish) is the source of this 3804-nucleotide messenger RNA. Its product is annotated as peptidyl-prolyl cis-trans isomerase-like. Bases 56 to 553 code for a protein of 165 amino acids. Gene Ontology annotation, biological process: protein peptidyl-prolyl isomerization; protein folding. NCBI's taxonomy places the organism in Eukaryota, Metazoa, Chordata, Actinopteri, Chaetodontiformes, Chaetodontidae. The transcript is spliced from 6 exons. Gene Ontology annotation, cellular component: intracellular membrane-bounded organelle. The record is from RefSeq and is a predicted model, not a curated record. Gene Ontology annotation, molecular function: peptidyl-prolyl cis-trans isomerase activity.
AGUCAUUCAUUCAUCCAGGUGCGUCUCUGAGCGUCUCAGCAGCGCCUUUGUGAACAUGGGAAACCCGCGAGUUUUCUUUGACAUGACUAUCGAUGGCGCCAACGCUGGCAGGAUAGUAAUGGAGCUCCGGGCUGACGUGGUCCCAAAGACUGCAGAAAAUUUCCGUGCUUUGUGCACCGGAGAAAAAGGUUUCGGCUACAAAGGCUCCACGUUUCACCGUGUCAUCCCGAGAUUCAUGUGCCAGGGUGGGGACUUUACAAACCACAAUGGAACUGGAGGUAAAUCCAUCUAUGGGGAGAAGUUUGCUGAUGAGAACUUCCAGUUGAAGCACACAGGCAUGGGCACCCUGUCCAUGGCUAAUGCUGGACCCAACACCAACGGAUCCCAGUUCUUCAUCUGCACAGCUUCGACCGACUGGCUGGACGGGAAGCACGUGGUGUUUGGCAAAGUUGUGGAUGGCGAAAAUGUUGUCAAGGCAAUAGAGACGUACGGCACGAAGAGCGGCACCCCUAAAGCCAAGGUUGUCAUCGCCGACUGUGGCGAACUAAAAUAGUGCAACAAAGCUCCUUUGACCUGUCAGGUGUGACCUUUAUCACCAACAUCACGGUGACUAUUAAACGAAAUCACAUAGAGAUUAAAAUCUCUUUUACAUACUCUCCACACAAAAAGCGGAAGAUAGUUAAUUUUAGACUUAAUCAGACUUUUUAUGAACAUGGGGAAAAACCCAGUAGGUUACUUGCCUGGCAAAUCAAAUAACUCAAUUCAGAAAAAGCUAUAAAUGCAAAUAGGAAUGAAAAAGGUUUUAAUACAACUGACCCAUUGGAAAUCACUCAAACAUUUGUGUCGUUUUACAGUACACUUUUAUCCAUCAGAUUCCUCAGAUCAGAAAACUUUCUUAGAUGGGUUAGAAAUUCCCACUAUACCAGAAGAGACAAAACUUAGGUUGGAUAAACAGCUAGAUGUUAUAGAUAUCAGUACUGCCAUUAACUGCCAAUUUGAAAAGUGGAAAAGCAGUGGGACCAGACGGACUGCCAAUUGACAUAUUUAAACUAUUCAAAGACAAAUUAAUAGGCCCUUUAAUAGAAAUGUAUGCAGAAGCCUUUGAGUGCGGCCACCUCCCUCCAUCUUUACAAAGCGCUCUAAUUACACUCAUCUUGAAGCUGGGCAAGCUGCCAACUGAGUGUGGGUCUUACAGGCCAAUUUCACUUAUGAACUCUGAUGCAAAAAUUAUAGCGAAAGCCCUAUCCAUGAGACUUGAGAGAGUCCUACCAUCCGUUAUACAUGCUGACCAAAAUGGUUUUGUGAAGAAUCGACAGGGUUUUCAUAAUAUGAGGAGAGUGCUUAAUAUAAUGCAUGCUAAUGUAGGGUCCUCAGACACCGCUAUUCUAUCACUAGAUGCCGAAAAGGCAUUCGAUAGAGUCGAAUGGCCAUAUCUGAUGGAUGUGCUUCGACGUUUUGGAUUUGGGGACUACUUCUGUAAAUGGGUUGAUAUUCUGUUUGCUAAUUCUACGGCUGAAGUCUGUACAAACUACAUGACAUCUCUGCCAUUCAAACUAUCCCGUGGCACAAGACAGGGCUCACCGCUCUCACCCUUACUUUUUGUAAUAGCUAUGGAGCCGCUGGCACUGGCAAUAAGAACGCAUCCAACUAUAUGUGGUAUUAGUGCUGGGGGCGUGGACCAUCGAAUCGCGCUAUUUGCUGAUGACACUAUAGUAUUUCUUUCACACUUAAGAAAAUCAAUACCUUCCCUUUUCGGGCUGUUAGGCAAAUUUGGUAGCGUCACUGGAUUUAAGGUGAACAAAGAGAAAUCUUCAAUUAUGUUUCUGAAUGAAAGUGAAAGAAGAAAACCGACAAUACCCCACCCCUUCACAAAUGCGGUCAGUGGUUUUAAAUAUCUGGGUAUUAACAUAGAUAGAAGACAUCAGUUCAACAAACUAUGAACCCAUUCUAGCGUCAUUAUCUGAAGAUAUUACGAGGUGGAUGACUCUACCUCUUUCCUUAUUAGGUAGAAUAAGUGUAAUUAAAAUGACAAUUUUACCUAAGCUUCUAUACUUGUUCCAAUCGAUCCCAUUAGCUCCUCCACCCUCACUCUUUUCAAAAAUCAGAAAGCUGUUUUUGAGCUUUAUCUGGAUUAAUGGAAAGCCAAGACUCAGGUUGUCCCCUCUAUAUUGCCAUGUUCCAUUGAACCUGUCGUCAUGUUGCCAUGUUCUGGUUUUCUGAAGGAUUAGAUUUGCCCUGGCUACAAAUUGAACUUCUUUCUUUGGGGGAAUUGACGCUGCACAGUUUUUUGUACUCUGCCCCAAUAAAAAUUUUGACGAAAAAAAAUAACAAUCCCUUUCUGAAAAAUACAAUUAGGGUCUGGUAUGAAGUACAUAAAUAUCUAGAAGAUUUACCAAUACUGUCUUGCUUUUCACCAAUUUGGGGCAAUGAACAUUUCAGCCCAGCCAAGAGUGAUUUGGGUUUUAAAAAUUGGUUUAAUAAGGGAAUAACUAAGCUUUUAGAUUUAUACAAUGACAAUAUAUUGCUGCCAUUUGAUGACUUGAAAACUAAGUUCGGCAUCCCGAACAAACACUUCCUUAAAUACUUGCAGAUCAGAAGCUUUAUUUUGUCUCGACUAAAUAAUUCUUCUCAGCAACCUCCAUUGUCCACUCUGGAAUCAUUCUCCAUACAGAACUGCUUCAGCAAGGGGCAGGUUGCUCAAAUAUAUAAAAUUUUGGUUAAUAACAAGGAAAACUCUGAGAGAAAGAGGCGAGAAUGGACACCAGAUUUAAAUGAGGAAAUAUCACUGGAUGAAUGGGAUACAAUGCUCAAGGACCCAUUCUCAGACCAUUAACUCCUGGCUACACUUGAUACAAUACAAGUGGAUAAUGAGAUUGUACACUACGCCUGUAAAAUUGAACAGAUUUAACCCAAAUAUUCCUGAUCUUUGCUUCAAGUGCAGUGUAUAUCAAGGUACUCUGUAUCAUUGCAUAUGGGAGUGUGAGGUUAUUCAAAGAUUUUGGAGUAUGGUGACACAGUAUAUCUCACACUUGACCUCUACCCUGAUUCCUCUAAAUCCUAAAUUGUGUGUUUUGGGUAUCUAUCCAGCUAAUUGCUCUCUACCUAUUAAUGAAAAAAAGGUGGUAAGUCUUUGUCUACUACAGGCUAGGCGCUCAAUCGCCCUGUGUUGGAAAAAUGUUAAUGCUCCUACCCUCAAUAUGUGGCUGAGUAAUCUAAUAUCAACUCUGGCUUUAGAAAGACUCACCUAUGCUAUCAGGAAGAAAACCUCUGAAUUUAAAGACAUUUGGGAAAGAUUUUUAGAGUUUAUUAAACAUGGUGAUAUAGAAGAUGCUUUGUAAAUUAUAGUAUGUAAUUGUGAAGAAAUGUGAAUUUUUGAUGUACCGUGGGAUAUGAGUAAAGGUUGAAGGUUAUAUGCUGCCUGUUCAAGUGGGGAAGUUUCAAAUAUUUUGUUUGUUUAUUUUGUUAUGUGUCUUUUGAUUAAUGUCUGUUUGACUGCUACAUGACUAGGUUUAUUGUGGAAAAUUCAAUAAAGACAUGUUAAAAAAAAAAAAAAUCUCUUUUACAAGUGAGACUUAGCCAAGACGGGGUCAGAAACCAGCAUCAAGCACAUGAACAACAAGUCCAACACAGACACAUCACAACAAACAAAGCAGCAUUAAAUCAGGUCACUUCCAUUAUUCUGACUUUAAAGUCAGUUCAAGAGAAAAGAGUCUUGUUGUUGUGAGUAUUUUGUAUCUUCUUAUCAGUUCUUUGCUAACUAAAUCUGAACACGGUGAUGUUGUUCAUGUUAAUAAAACAAGUGGG